Neohortaea acidophila is the source of this 2086-nucleotide messenger RNA. RefSeq lists its product as uncharacterized. Gene Ontology annotation, biological process: DNA-templated transcription; regulation of DNA-templated transcription. The transcript has 5 exons. Gene Ontology annotation, molecular function: zinc ion binding; DNA binding; DNA-binding transcription factor activity, RNA polymerase II-specific. The record is from RefSeq and is a predicted model, not a curated record. The coding region runs from base 291 to 2027 and encodes 578 amino acids. Gene Ontology annotation, cellular component: nucleus. NCBI's taxonomy places the organism in Eukaryota, Fungi, Ascomycota, Dothideomycetes, Mycosphaerellales, Teratosphaeriaceae.
GCCCAGAGCAGUGCUGCACGGGUGAUGCAGUGAGUGCAUCCAAAACGAGCCGCCACGUGGAUAUCCGGACAACACGGCACAGAGCAUCGAUGAGGUGGUUGCACGGAGGACUCGAGGACAUCGACCGAUCUGACGUGAGGCCGGCUCCUUGCGUCUUCACAGCGUCCUCGUAGUUUGGCCGAAGAUGAAGCGGCUUACAAAGCUUCGUCUCUGCCAACGUCAACUGCAAUGCCGUACACUCCAGCAGAUGCGCAACGACGCCAGCCCAGUCCGUCUCAUGAAUACCGACGAUGCAGAGCCGUGCGCGAAAACGCGUAGUAUCAUCGUGUAUCCCGUGUUACACGAAGAAGCAAAAGUGCAAUCGUCGUCAGCCUUGUAAUCAUUGCGUCCACCGCCGGCGGCCCGAGGAUUGCAUCUAUGUUCCCGCUUCAGCAUCGCAGACUCCGCAGGCGGCAAAUGGGUCGCGCGAAGGCCUUCCGGCGGGCGAUGAUGCCCAGCGGCCAGUUGCAAAUGGCAGCGAUGGUCGCGCCGGCACGUCCACGCUCGGCCAGGGGAGUAACUCCAUCGCCGAGCUGUACGGAUAUGUUCAGCAUAGCACAACCAACACCAUGGCGCUGGUGCGCAGGUUGGGUCUGGAGGAGGACGAAAGCCCGAUGAGCAGCCAGUCAUUCUCCGGGGAGACCAUGGAUGAGAUCGAGAAGAGCAUGAGAAAGCUGCCGGACCGAGAGACCCUUGACGUUCUCAUGCAGUACUUCGUGAAAGAAGUCCAUUGGAUGGAGCAGGUGAUUUUUCUGCCUUGGUUUCUGGGCCAAUACGAGCAAUGGUGGAACCAGGAGCGACGAUACACAGUUUUCCACGUGGAGUUCGCCGUGCUCUUCCUACGAGUAUGUUCCUACGCAUCACAGUUCCUUCCUUCGCCCUCGCAUACCAUCGAUCGAAUUCGCGGCAUGCCCUUGGACGACGUGCGCCACGCAUGCGACAAUGUCGCUGACGAUUUGGCGGCAAUUGGCGCACGGGCUGAUGCGAGGGGUGCGCUCAUUCGCGUGCAGCACUUGUUGAUCUUGGGACUGCAACGACAAUGCGAAGGACGGAUGCAUGCCUUCCGGGAGGCCCUCGGCGAUGCGGCUCGGGUGGCGCACAGGAGUGGACUACAUCGAGGGCGUGCGGCCUGGGAUCAUGGCUUGACUGACGCCGACAUGGAGAUACGUUGCCGAGUGUUCUGCAAUCUCUUCGUCAGGGACAGUGUCCUUUCGAGACAGCUCGACUGUCCGCCCUUCCUGUCACCCAACAUAACCUCUGAACACCUGCCGUAUACUCAUUCUUCGCCGAACGAUGAUGCCCCCGACGGCUACUCCGAACGCGCGCUACAGGCCCGUCUGGCAAGCUUCUGGAGAGGCGUUGCCCCGAGGCAGGACUCAGAGUACGAACCAAUACUGGCCGCGGACCGCUACGGAAAGUUUUGCAGCGAGUACCUGCCGCAGUUGCCGCCCGCAUUCGCACUCGAGCCUAGCAUAGAGUGGGACGAACGAUUCCCCCGGCUUCGAUUGCAGAGGCAGAUCUUGCACGUGGCUAUAUUCGAAUCUCUACGCUACAACUUUCGCCCGGUGCUGCUGGGUGGAUCGGCAGAGCAGCCGAUGUUGGUUGCAUCGCAGAAGAGGGCGUUGGCCGCGGCGGCUGUGAUGGUGCUGGACGGAGUUGCCAAGCUACACACCAUGCUAGGCAACUCCCACACUCGCCUACCAACCAUCAUCAUGCCCACGUUCGAGGCCGCCGUUGUCCUGAUGAGGCUACUUAUGGACGUCAACUUCCCGGGCACAACCUCAAGCGCAGACGCGCCACUACGUCCGCUGGGUAUUGAUCCACUUGGAGAGACGGUGGCUCUCUUGACGCGGAUUCAAUGCCGCCAGGCGGUGAAGCAGGCUAACACGCGUCUCGAUAUGCUCGCCGAAGUCAGCAACAUGGCCAAGGUGGGAGCCAGUACAUUGGGUUCCCUUGCAGCUAGACUAUCGAGCAGCAUCGUAGAAUGACGCAUAAGAUACGCGAUAAAAGGACAGGAGCGCGAAAGGAUCAGUCUAUAAUCACAAUA